This is a messenger RNA of Neomonachus schauinslandi (Hawaiian monk seal), 2180 nucleotides long. RefSeq names its product transcription factor like 5 (gene TCFL5). Gene Ontology annotation, biological process: spermatogenesis; regulation of DNA-templated transcription. The coding region runs from base 1 to 1467 and encodes 488 amino acids. The transcript has 6 exons. Gene Ontology annotation, molecular function: DNA-binding transcription factor activity, RNA polymerase II-specific; protein dimerization activity; RNA polymerase II cis-regulatory region sequence-specific DNA binding. NCBI's taxonomy places the organism in Eukaryota, Metazoa, Chordata, Mammalia, Carnivora, Phocidae. The record is from RefSeq and is a predicted model, not a curated record. Gene Ontology annotation, cellular component: nucleus.
AUGUCGGGCCCCGGGCCGCGGGAGCCGCCGCAGGCGGGCGGGCCGGCGGGCCCCGAGGGCGCGGACGCGGCGCCGGGCGAGGCGGGGCUGAGCUUCACGACCACCGACCUGAGCCUGGUGGAGAUGACGGAGGUGGAGUAUACGCAGCUGCAGCACAUCCUCUACUCGCACAUGGAGGCGGUGGCGGCAGCGGCGGCGGGCGGCUUCGCUGCGGCUGGGGGCGCGGCGGCGGCGGCGGGGGGCGCGGCGCCCGUGUACCCGGUGCUGUGCCCGCCCGCGCUAGCCGACGGCGGCUUCGCGGGCGCAGCGCCCUGCCUGGGCCACGUCGACUUCCAGGAGCUGCGCAUGAUGCUGCUGAGCGAGGCGGGCGCCCCUGCCAUCGCCCCCGCCGAGAAGACGCCGGGCGCCGACGGCCCCUGUCCCCGCGCGCCGCGGCCCAAGGCGCCCGACGGCGGCGGCAAGGAGAACGCGGAGGGCGCGCCCGAGGCGCGGGCCAAGUCGGCCGUGCGCGUCCGCCUGGAGGACCGCUUCAACAGCAUCCCUGCCGAGCCGCCGCCCGCCCCGCGCGGCGCCGAGCCCCCCGAGCCCGGCGUGGCGCUCAACAAUUUGGUAACUCUUAUCCGACAUCCUUCCGAAUUCAUGAACGUCCCUCUACAUCAGCAACAAAACAAAUGCACGACAUUGGUGAAAAAUAAAACCGCAGCGGCCGCCACCGCUUUACAAUUUACAUGCCCUCUAUUCACGGCCAAUGCGUGCUCUGCUGCGGGGGGCUCGAGCCUCUCACAGACGCAGGGUUCUGGUAACCCAUGUUCUAUACUCGAAGCUGCCAAGCAUCAGGACAUUGGAUUGCCUAGAGCAUUUUCUUUCUGUUACCAGCAGGAAAUUGAAUCCACUAAACAGACUUUGGGCGGUAGAAACAAAGCUUUGCCUGAGCAGGUUUGGAUUAAAGUAGGAGAAGAAGCGCUAUGUAAGCAAGCCAUAAAUAAGAGGAAUCGGAGUAGAAUACGUCAGCUGGACACAAAUGUAGAACGAAGAGCCCUUGGAGAGAUUCAGAACGUGGGCGAAGGCUCGACCUCCACACAGGGCGCUUGGCCGCCUGCGGAGUCCUCGCAGGCAAACCUCGGGGAGCAGGCCCAGAGCGGGCCCCAGGGAGGAAGGUCGCAGCGUAGGGAGAGGCACAACCGCAUGGAAAGAGAUAGAAGGCGCAGAAUCCGCAUUUGCUGUGAUGAGUUGAAUCUUCUAGUCCCGUUCUGCAAUGCGGAGACGGAUAAGGCGACCACCCUGCAGUGGACCACGGCGUUCCUGAAGUACAUUCAGGAAAGACAUGGAGAUUCUCUUAAAAAGGAAUUUGAGAGUGUGUUUUGCGGUAAAACUGGCAGAAGGCUCAAGCUGACCAGACCGGACUCCUUGGUGGCGCGUCCCGCGCAGGAGGGCCUACAGAGCAGCCCAGCCAUGGAUGUCAAGUGACCAGAAGGGACCGCUAGUUCCCAGCAGUGGCGGCUGCUGCCCGGGGGCCCCGAGCGUCUGUGCAGCCCCGGAGCCCCGGCUGUCUGGCUCUGGGGGACGUGAGUCCAGUUGAGGGGCCUCUGUGGCGACGUUACAGCACGUUUUGUAAAGAUGUUUGUCUAGAACAAAAUACUUAGCCAUUCGUGUCCUCUUAGACCAUUUGGGGAUGAAGACAUGUUGACAAUUAGCAAGAAACUUUUCAAUUAUCUGCCUGAUUCCAUCAUGUUUUCUUAACAUGAUAACUUCAAAAAUUAACAUCCUUCAUAAUUUCCUUAGUCUUCCAAGGUACACUGCUUUUUAUUUUAUUUACAUUUUAAAUAUGCCCACUUAGCAAUUGGAACAAGUUAAAUUGUUCUUAAUUAGAAGUAGUUUGGAAAUUUUACUCCUUUGUUUCUCCCUCCCCCUGUGCUGACUUCAGUCACAUGGGACUGCAUUGUGAAAUGCCGUCCGUGUCCAGACCUCUUGCUGGACAUUUUCCAGAGACUCCCUUUGAAGCCACUUUUGUCCAUAAAUGAGAUAUUGUCACAGUGGAUUCCUUCAAUGCCCUCAUUUUCAUAUUGAGAGUCAUUACUUUCUGUGUAAUAAACUGUAGUGUUUGGAACUGAGGUUUUCACAUGAGUGGCUUUAUUUAUCACAACAGGUAAUAGCAGUAGACUUUCUCGCAAUACAGGGUC